This is a messenger RNA of Microbotryum saponariae, 153 nucleotides long. NCBI's taxonomy places the organism in Eukaryota, Fungi, Basidiomycota, Microbotryomycetes, Microbotryales, Microbotryaceae. The record is from the annotation of a GenBank genome assembly.
AUGUCCGAUAGUGAAUUCAAGGACUGUCUCGCAAAGCACUGCGACUUCGGUGAGGAAGGGCUGGACGAUUGUUAUAGGUUGGACCAAGCCACGGCGUGCGUCAGGCAACGGUGCCCACCAGGACCUCACUUUGACUAUCUUGACGUCUCGUGA